AUGAAGUUGGGCUUUGACUUGGCCUACACUCUGGGCGGUUGGCCGGGCCCGACCUGGACUAUACCCGUGUCGGUGGACACGUUUGAACAGACAUUUGACCUAGUUAGAGCGUUUGACAUCACUUCUUCGCCACAAAACUCGUUGACUUUCAAUACAAAUAAUGUUCAUGGUAGUGGGCAUGUGUUGGCUGCUAAUGUGGCCACCACUAGAUCAGUUGAUGAUAUCAACACACGUGACAGUCGCCGCACGUGUCCGAAGUGGUUGAACACCCGAUUGAUGGUAGUGUCCAACACCUGUCGACAGUGUCAUUGUGUGCCAUCGCUGACCAUAACCUCCAAUCGGGUCCCGUAUAUUGUGUCUACCCGUUGGCCACCGUUGCCAACGGAUCCGAUGUUAAAUUUCAUGUUAUGUGUCUUGAGGACAGUAUUGGCUGUCAUCCCAUUGGCCGGCGCUCUGCUCUGCUUUGAGUCCACACUUGAGUCCACUUAUAGACCACUAGACCAAACCAUUGGUUUGCGGCAAACAUUUCCUGUGAUGAGUGAUAUCGACGAAGACGUGAACUUCUUGUGUUGCCUUCCCGUGGAUUCGUUCGCCAGGUUUACCACCGAUGAUGAGUCUGUGAUCACACUAUCGUUACUUAAGUUAUUAAAACAAUUAAAACGUUUACAAAACAAGUGA
Molecule: messenger RNA, 678 nt
Organism: Medioppia subpectinata
Lineage: Eukaryota; Metazoa; Arthropoda; Arachnida; Sarcoptiformes; Oppiidae
Source: the annotation of a GenBank genome assembly